Osmerus eperlanus (European smelt) is the source of this 1479-nucleotide messenger RNA. RefSeq names its product exosome component 6 (gene exosc6). Gene Ontology annotation, cellular component: nucleolus; nuclear exosome (RNase complex); cytoplasmic exosome (RNase complex). Gene Ontology annotation, biological process: nuclear mRNA surveillance; poly(A)-dependent snoRNA 3'-end processing; rRNA catabolic process. The record is from RefSeq and is a predicted model, not a curated record. The transcript has a single exon. NCBI's taxonomy places the organism in Eukaryota, Metazoa, Chordata, Actinopteri, Osmeriformes, Osmeridae. The coding region runs from base 551 to 1375 and encodes 274 amino acids.
CUGCGUUUCUAUUGGCUAAGCCUCAUAUCCAUCAUCACUCCACCAGAGAUCUUUUUAGCUCGAACCGCAGAAGUCGGCUGAUGCAAUGAAAAAGAAAUUGAUGUUUGUAGGCCUACUUAUACUGAUGCAACAUCUUGUAUCUUGAUUGUGACAAUACUACUCUGCAUGGUCAUCUUAAUUUCCCCCCCAAAUCUAUACUUGAAAUUGAUUCUAAAUUAUAACCAUACCUCACACAAUUAAUUUGUGUUUCCAAACGGAGUGUAUGCUGCAAUCAUUUUGUUUGUAAUUAGUAAACUGCCGAAGCUCAUAAUUGCAGCCAUUUUCACUGCAUUGAAAUCUACUCGUCAAGGACUGACUUUCCUUGCAGAUGCAGCGGAACUCGCAAGAUCUCAGUGCCCUGCAUAUGCAGCAAGUGUGGAACCUUCUUUUGCUUGCCAUGUUGUACGGGGGAACCGUCUGCGCUGCGUAACCAGAAAUCAUUUUGAAUUACAGGAUAACCAGACGUAAAUCACGUGGACAAACAUCACGUUUGCAACUAACUUGACCAAGAAUGCCGACAGACACUAAAAGGGUACGAGGCCCAGAAGUAUCUCAAAGUCCGUCUAUCUUCUGCCAAUCGCCACCAAAGCGUCCCGUUGCCGAUUCUCGGAUAGAUGGGAGGCAACGAGGCCAAGUGGACGUCCGACCCGUGUUUGUCCGCUGCGGGCUGGUCAGUCAAGCAAAAGGGUCAGCCUACAUAGAAGCGGGGAACACAAAACUGAUGUGCUGUGUCUACGGCCCCAAGGAAAUUGAACGAAAGGACGAGCUAGAUAUGAAAUGCGGGAGAAUGAUGACUGACAUGAGAUUUGCCCCGUUCUCCUGUAGGGAGAGGGGGUCGUGGAUCCAGGGCAGUGAAGAGAAAGACCUGUCGCUGAUGCUACUAGAAAGCCUGAGGCCAGGGGUGCGCCUCCACAAGUACCCCCGUUCCCAGAUCGAGGUGAACGUAAUGGUGCUGGAAAAUGACGGUUCAGUCUUGGCUCACGCCGUCACGUGUGCAUCCCUCGCACUAGCGGAUGCUGGUAUCGAGAUGUACGACCUGGUCCUUGGGUGCUCUAUCCGACAGGACGGCGCCACCUACCUGAUAGACCCCACUUGCGUAGAGGAGAGCAGCAGCACAGUGGCUUCGGGAAGCGGUGAGAACCAAGGCAACCUUACCGUUGCUUUCCUCCCUAGCCUAAACCAGAUAUCGGGUUUGCAGUCGGACGGCGAGAUGGACGAGGAGACUCUGACUUCCGGAGUGCGCAUCUGCAUCGAGGGCUGCUUUAAAUUAUACCCAGUCAUCCAGCAAGCUCUGUCCAGAGCCGUAAGGAGGCAAGCCCCUCCACCCGAGAGUUGAGACUGGGUUUCAUUAACCCAAACCAAUGCAUAGUGUUUUCAUGCAAUGUUGGUUGUCAGUGAUUAAGUUGAUAUGUAAAUUCUUUAUUAAAAAAGUAAAACAAG